AUGAUCCUUGAACAUAAAAAUACUGACACAAUCGACAGAAAACUUUUUUUUAAAUUUGUUUCUCACUUGGGACACGUGUUGUCUACGAAAACAUUUCACGAAAAUGAAAAAAAUGUACAGAAAGAAAAGGUCUCAAAUAAUCAAGACAUAAAUAACCAAUCCUCAAAAGCUUCAUCUUCUCAUAAAUUAGUAUAUUCUUCUAUUGAACAAAGAAGAUGCCAUGAUGUCGAUUUAUCUGAUCAAGAAGUGACAGAUAAUACUUCGAAGAAGUGUUCUGUUUCUGCAAAAAGUUCUUUAAAUAGUAUAGGCAGAGGUACGGAGCCAAAAGAUGAAUAUAACGCAAUAAAAUAUUCACUUCAACGUGUUGAAAGAUCAUUGGCAGACAUAAAAUUUAACCUUCAUCAUCUAACUGAGCAAUUUGAAAUUACAAGAAAUAACUUAAACUCAAAUGUUAAUCAUUCACGAGAACGUUGCCCUAUGCCAAAUAACACAUUGAGUAAAAUGUCCUUUCCUCUAAAAACUGUUGAAGAAAUCGAGUUGUUACAAUUUAUUCUUACAUCAAACGAAGAAGGAAUAAAAGAGAGUAUGUUUAACAUGUUGGCAGCUAUUGGUGGAAGUAGCUAUGAAGAAAUGUCGAAAAGAAUGUUUAUUUAUGUUUUUACAAAUGAAGCAGCCAGUGCAUACAAUUGGGUGGGAGAAAAAGGAAAACGGAAACUUCAUCACUUUGAAUUAAUGAAAAUAAUGUUAAAUGUUGUCAGAAAGACAUUUCCUAAUGUAACAAAGAAAGAGUUCGAAAUAAAAUGUAAAGAUUGGUUCAGACACGCAAAACACCGAGCUGAAAAUGAAAAGUUGCGACAAACUAAUUUAGCAAAGCAAAAUCAACCAAAUAUCGAAAAAACUAACUAA
This is a messenger RNA of Solenopsis invicta (red fire ant), 906 nucleotides long. RefSeq lists its product as uncharacterized. The transcript has 6 exons. The record is from RefSeq and is a predicted model, not a curated record. The coding region runs from base 1 to 906 and encodes 301 amino acids. NCBI's taxonomy places the organism in Eukaryota, Metazoa, Arthropoda, Insecta, Hymenoptera, Formicidae.